Messenger RNA from Neurospora tetrasperma FGSC 2508, 494 nucleotides. RefSeq lists its product as uncharacterized. The annotation marks the transcript as partial. The record is from RefSeq and is a predicted model, not a curated record. Lineage: Eukaryota; Fungi; Ascomycota; Sordariomycetes; Sordariales; Sordariaceae. The transcript has a single exon.
AAUUAAACAUCCUCAGCUCAUGCCACACACCAAAGUGAGUUGACAAUGUCACUAAAGUCAGCAAUAACAAGCUAAGUACGGUAAUCGGGCAUCCUCUCGUCUCCUAUCCGACCAUGCUAUGUAAACAAAGUGCAAGCAAAGGAAAAGUAGUCCAGUCCAGUCCAGUCCAGUCCAGUCCAGUCCAGCCCGAGUUCCUUUCACCCCCUACGUCCCUCCCUGCACUUCGGAAAAACUCGAACCAAACUUAUGCAGAUAAUACAUUUACAAGUACGUAAUGGAUGGCUUUCCCGAAACUUCGCAGCAAAUACAAAUCGGUAUCUUUGACGCCAUUUCUAAACCCUUAUAUCAACAUCUUUUUUCUUUUUUGUCUUCCUUUCUCCUUUCCUUUUUAGCCUCCAAUUGCGACUUGAAGAGAGGUUCGAUUGAUGUCUUGCAAACAAUCGAGAUGGCUUAUGGCCGCCGAUCUUCUUCCCUUAUUCGAGCGAUUAAGAACC